Molecule: messenger RNA, 2742 nt
Organism: Aegilops tauschii subsp. strangulata
Lineage: Eukaryota; Viridiplantae; Streptophyta; Magnoliopsida; Poales; Poaceae
Product: bisdemethoxycurcumin synthase
Biological process (GO): polyketide biosynthetic process
Molecular function (GO): acyltransferase activity, transferring groups other than amino-acyl groups
Source: RefSeq, a predicted model, not a curated record
AGUUGUUUGUUUGUUUUCGAGGUUUUCCGAGUUCUUUUCUUCAUUUUUUUUGCAUGAUUGCUUAUGUGUGGUUACUAUUGCUUGCUUACGAUAGACUGACCGGAGUGUGACGAAUAGAACUAUCAGGAGUUAUGAGUGCGAUUCAUUUUCAUCAACAGUAUAAGGCAAGUUCACACUUUGAUCAUACCCCUUUAUUACCCAGUUUUUAUGCAUUAGAUUCAAUCCUCAAACACUGUAUGGUUAGGACUUGAUAACAUGUGGGUAUUGGAAAGUAGUUGAUGAGGUAGAACCGAUUGCCUUGCAUUCAAACCUGGGUAUUUACUACGUUAUGCUUACUGCUAUGCUAUGCUCGUAGACGUAGAUUGGUUUGAGAGAAUUCAUGGAAGAUUGUGAGAGAUUAUUGUUAACUAAGGAAAACUUAAGGUGGUUAUUUUAAUACAUAUCUGGGUGGAUUGGUUGAGGCACCCAGGGGAUACCAGUGGAUUGCCCGGACACCUGAGGAAUCCAGUGUUGUCCAAAGAGAUCCCGAACGGCACGAACAGCACGAAUGGCACGUUACCGAACGGCACGUUACCAACUCACCGUCAAACCCUCUCCCGACGUCGGCACCAACGUCCUCCACAACGCCGUCUCAUUCCCGACGCAUUAACUGUCCCCAACUGCCACCUGCAAUACGUCCGUAGUCUCGCAUCUCCGCCUGAUGGACGAGCGACGAUAGCGAGAGCGCGCGAGCUCGUCCGCGCCUGGUGAUUUUCGAGGCUGCUUCCUUCUUUUCUGUCGGGUGCCCUCAUCUCCGGUGUCUAGUUCAUCACAGUAAGCGCAGUUUCAUUUUCUUAGAUAUCACAUUUAACUCGGAGGCAUCAUACAUGAGCCAGAAGUCAGCGGAAAGUAUGAGUUUAACAAUUGAUUUCCUGUUGCCCUCCUAAUAAAAUACUACUAGCAUCCAUCCAUAGCCGCCGGGCAUAUCAUACUCACUAACCGAAGAACGCCAUUAACUACUUCCGGACGACCAGGCCCAGUCUCAUGGUCACAGAGGAAAGUCAAUGCCAAGAAUGGCAAUGGAGCCGUGUCAAACGUCGAUUGCUGGAACAUGACGGAAGUCCCACAAUACGCUUCCGCUCCUGCAAAACACCAAUUUCCGGUGUGCUGGCGGGCGCCGCAAAAGUAUACUGUGGACCUCUUCAAUCAUCGUCAUCUCCCCGGGCGCCUCUCAUUGCAAAGCAGUCUUGACGAUCUACAGAGCAUACAAUUCUACAACCAAAUGCGGUACGCAUACUAUAUAUAUACAGGUAGAACUCCAUCGUGGAAACAUACUAGGCAAGAAAGGGAAAGAGAAAUAGACAGCGGAAAGUUGCCUCCAUAGUGGAAACAGGCUAGGCGUGAGAGAGUUCAGUUUUGGCAACCACAGCAUGGGAAGUGUUCCAGCAGCCACCCCCAGCGUGCGCGAGAUCUGGCGCGCGCAGCGCGCCGACGGGCCGGCGGCCGUGCUCGCCAUCGGCACGGCGAACCCGGCGCACUGCGUGCCCCAGGACGAGUUCCCGGACUUCUACUUCCGCGCCACCAACAGCGACCACCUCACUGCCCUCAAGGGCAAGUUCAAGAGAGUCUUUCAGAAGCUAGGCGUUGAGAAGCGCUACCUCCACCACACGGAGGAGCUGCUGCGCGCCCACCCCGAGUUCCUCGACGACGAGGCGGCGUCCCUGGACGCCCGGCUGGACAUCGUCGCCACCGCCGUCCCGGAGCUGGCCGCGGAGGCCUCUAAGAAGGCCAUCUCCGAGUGGGGCCGGCCGGCCGCCGACAUCACCCACCUCGUGGUCACCACAAACUCCGGCGCCCACAUCCCGGGCGUCGACUUCCGCCUCAUCCCGCUUCUCGGCCUCCGCCCCUCCGUGCGUCGCACCAUGCUCUACCUCAACGGCUGCUUCGCCGGCUCCGCCGCGCUGCGCCUCGCCAAGGACCUCGCCGAGAACAACCGCGGCGCGCGCGUCCUCGUGGUCUGCGCCGAGCUCACCCUCAUGCUGUUCAACGGGCCCAAGGAGGGCUCCUUCGAGAGGCUCAUCCACCAGGGGCUCUUCGGCGACGGCGCGGGCGCCGUCGUCGUCGGCGCCGACCCGCUGAGCCCCGUCGAGCACGCCCUGUUCGAGAUGGUGUCCGCCGCGCAGACGGUGAUACCGGACUCCGGCGACGCCAUCACCAUGCACAUCACCAAGGGCGGGUUCGGCGGCAACAUCUCCACGAGGGACGUCCCGGUGUUCAUUGGGGACAACGUCGAGCGGUGCCUCCACGACUCGCUGGAGCCGCUCGGCAUCGGCGCGAAAUGGAACGACCUCUUCUGGGCGGUGCACCCCGGGUCGUCUGCCAUUCUGGACCGCAUCGACACGGUGCUCCAGCUCGAGCCGGAGAAGCUGGCGGCGAGCCGCCGGGUGCUGAGCGACUACGGCAACAUGUUCGGCGUGACAAUUAUAUUUGUUCUCGACGAGCUGCGCCGGAGGCUUAGGGAGCAGGAAGGGGCCGGCGGCGCGCCGGAGUGGGGUGUGGUGAUGACCUUCGGGCCGGGGCUCACCGUGGAGACGAUGGUGUUGCACGCCACUGGGCACAUGCAUGCGUCCCCAUGAAGAGGAAUUGACACUGGAUUAAGAGGUCAAUUCGUUGUAUCAGUUUGCACUUAUUUGGCACUGUUUGAAGUCGUUUACCAAAACCAUCCUUACUUGAAUGUGUGCGUAAUAAAGUCAAAGUUCAAUA